UGAGUCACCACUGCGCAGCUCUGCUCCUGCGGUGCGUCGGACCCGGUCGGAGCCGACUUGUUCUCUUGUACCCCAGCCCUUCGCGGCCAAGAUGCCUGAGGAGAUGCACCAUGGGGAGGAGGAGGUGGAGACUUUCGCCUUUCAGGCAGAAAUUGCCCAGCUUAUGUCUCUGAUCAUUAAUACCUUCUACUCCAACAAAGAAAUUUUCCUUAGGGAGUUGAUCUCUAAUGCAUCUGAUGCCUUGGACAAGAUCCGGUAUGAGAGCCUGACAGACCCUUCCAAGUUGGACAGUGGCAAAGAGCUGAAGAUUGACAUCAUCCCCAACCCUCAGGAGCGAACGCUGACUUUGGUGGACACAGGCAUUGGCAUGACCAAGGCUGACCUCAUAAACAACUUGGGAACCAUUGCCAAAUCGGGCACGAAAGCGUUCAUGGAGGCCCUUCAGGCUGGUGCAGAUAUCUCCAUGAUUGGGCAGUUUGGUGUUGGAUUUUAUUCUGCCUAUUUGGUGGCAGAGAAAGUUGUUGUGAUCACCAAGCACAAUGAUGACGAGCAGUAUGCCUGGGAGUCUUCUGCGGGGGGGUCAUUCACUGUCCGUGCUGACCAUGGGGAGCCCAUUGGCCGAGGCACCAAGGUGAUCCUUCAUCUCAAAGAAGACCAGACAGAGUACUUGGAGGAGAGGAGGGUUAAAGAGGUGGUAAAGAAGCACUCCCAGUUCAUUGGCUACCCCAUCACCCUUUAUCUGGAGAAAGAACGAGAGAAGGAAAUCAGUGAUGAUGAGGCAGAGGAAGAAAAAGGUGAAAAAGAAGAGGAAGAUAAGGAUGAUUAAGAGAAGCCCAAGAUUGAAGAUGUGGGCUCAGAUGAAGAGGACGAUACUGGAAAGGAUAAGAAAAAGAAAACCAAGAAGAUUAAGGAGAAAUACAUUGAUCAUGAGGAACUGAACAAGACCAAGCCCAUUUGGACCAGAAACCCUGAUGACAUCACUCAGGAGGAAUAUGGAGAGUUCUACAAAAGCCUCACCAAUGACUGGGAAGACCAUCUGGCAGUCAAGCACUUCUCUGUGGAAGGUCAGCUGGAAUUCAGGGCAUUGCUCUUCAUUCCUCGGCGGGCUCCUUUUGACCUAUUUGAGAACAAGAAGAAGAAGAACAACAUCAAGCUAUAUGUCCGUCGUGUGUUCAUUAUGGACAGUUGUGAUGAGUUGAUCCCCGAGUACCUAAAUUUUAUCCGUGGUGUGGUUGACUCAGAGGACCUGCCCCUAAACAUCUCCAGAGAAAUGCUCCAGCAGAGCAAGAUCUUGAAAGUCAUCCGCAAAAACAUUGUUAAGAAAUGCCUUGAGCUCUUCUCUGAGUUGGCAGAAGACAAAGAGAACUACAAGAAAUUCUAUGAGGCAUUCUCAAAAAAUUUAAAGCUGGGAAUCCAUGAGGACUCCACUAAUCGGCGACGCCUUUCUGAACUGCUGCGCUAUCACACCUCUCAGUCUGGAGAUGAGAUGACAUCCCUGUCUGAGUACGUGUCUCGCAUGAAGGAGACACAGAAGUCCAUCUACUAUAUCACUGGCGAGAGUAAGGAACAGGUGGCCAACUCUGCCUUUGUGGAGCGCGUGCGGAAACGGGGCUUCGAGGUGGUGUACAUGACUGAGCCCAUCGAUGAGUACUGUGUGCAGCAACUCAAGGAGUUUGAUGGGAAGAGCUUGGUCUCUGUGACCAAGGAAGGCCUGGAUUACAUGAUGGCCAAGAAGCACCUGGAGAUCAACCCUGACCACCCCAUUGUGGAGACCCUGAGGCAGAAGGCCGAAGCUGACAAGAAUGACAAGGCUGUCAAGGAUCUGGUGGUGCUGCUGUUUGAGACUGCGCUUUUGUCUUCUGGCUUCUCCUUGGAGGACCCCCAGACCCACUCCAACCGAAUCUACCGCAUGAUCAAGCUGGGCCUGGGCAUCGAUGAAGAUGAGGUGACUGCGGAGGAGCCCCGUGCUGCUGCUCCUGAUGAGAUCUCUCCCCUUGAAGGGGAUGAGGAUGCGUCCCGGAUGGAAGAAGUGGAUUAGGAGCUCCUGCUGUGGGAAACCUGUGUCCUUUGUAUAGUGUCCCUGCGGCUCCCCAGCAGCCUGAGUGGCCCUGUCCCACCUCUCCCUCUGCUAAGUCUAGUAACUAAUUUCUCCUGCCCUGUGUUGAAAGCAGGAAGGGCCUUGAGCCCUAUCCCCUCCGUAAUUUGACAGCAGAGUUGGAUGUUGUGUAUCGUGAUCUUAUUUUUUUGUUUAUUUUGUUCUGAAAUUAAAGUAUGCGAAAUAAAGAAGAUGGAGUUUUA
Octodon degus (degu) is the source of this 2298-nucleotide messenger RNA. RefSeq names its product heat shock protein 90 alpha family class B member 1 (gene Hsp90ab1). The transcript is spliced from 9 exons. Lineage: Eukaryota; Metazoa; Chordata; Mammalia; Rodentia; Octodontidae. Gene Ontology annotation, molecular function: ATP hydrolysis activity; ATP-dependent protein folding chaperone; ATP binding. Gene Ontology annotation, biological process: cellular response to heat; protein folding; protein stabilization. Gene Ontology annotation, cellular component: cytosol; protein-containing complex; plasma membrane. The record is from RefSeq and is a predicted model, not a curated record.